Nematocida major is the source of this 729-nucleotide messenger RNA. Its product is annotated as dolichol-phosphate mannosyltransferase. Gene Ontology annotation, biological process: GPI anchor biosynthetic process; protein O-linked glycosylation via mannose. Gene Ontology annotation, molecular function: dolichyl-phosphate beta-D-mannosyltransferase activity. Gene Ontology annotation, cellular component: endoplasmic reticulum membrane. The record is from RefSeq and is a predicted model, not a curated record. The transcript has a single exon. Bases 1 to 729 code for a protein of 242 amino acids. NCBI's taxonomy places the organism in Eukaryota, Fungi, Microsporidia.
AUGGAGCUAUCUAUUAUAAUACCAACCCACAACGAAAGAGGGAGUGCGCCCCUUCUGGUGUAUCUUAUUUCAGAGGUUCUUUUGGGCACAGAGUACGAGAUCAUAGUGGUUGACGACGGAAGCACCGACGGGACAGCGGACGCGUGCAGGGAGAUCGUAAGGGCAAGGGGCGUGCAGGCACAGAUCCUGGUUCGGGCGGAGAAGCACGGGCUGGGAAACGCAUACAAAAGAGGCGCAGAGCACGCGCAAGGGAAAUACGUUCUUAUUCUGGAUGCAGACCUCAGCCACGACCCCCGAGAAAUACCCAGGUUUAUGCAGAAAGCAAAGGAGACGGGGGCAGACGUCGUGAUUGGGUCGCGGUACACAGGAGAGGGCGGAACAUGCAACUGGCCCUUUUUCAGGAAGCUGACAAGCCAAGGGGCAAACAUUCUGGCGCACAUUUUCACGGGAAAGGCCAGCACAGACAUGACAAACAGCUACCGGCUGUACAAAAGGGACGUGCUGGCCUGUGCCAUAAACAGCGUAAAGGCGCAGGGCUUUGCAUACCAGAUGGAGGUGCUGCACCACUGCGGCAAGAGGGUGCAGGAAAUCCCCAUCAAGUUCUACGAACGGCAGGCUGGGUGCUCGAAGCUCUCUGCGCGAGAGUAUGCACAGUUCCUUGUGUGGGGCAGCGCGCUUAUGGCAAGCCGGUGCAUCAAGCAGGCCUGCCUUUUUUUGCACGUCGACUAG